AUACGAGUGUCCCUGAACGCCUCACUGACAGUCCGGAGCCACAUGAGGAUGUCGUCUGCUCUGUCACCGGCGGGUCUGUGACCGUUUUUUGUUGUCAGAAGGUCCAGGUAUGACUUCUACUACUUUAUUUUAGUCAUUUAUCUUUUGUUUAUCUCUGUAAGACAAAUCCACAGUGUUUAAAAUCAUUCGGUAAAGCAGUAAGUUUCUUUUCGGAUGACUGAGGAAGCUAGCAGCUAGGUAGCUAACGUUAGCUAACCUCAAGGUUGGUUAGUUAACAGUUGAGUAAGGAAGGAGAGACUGAUUUCAUUCAUUUUAUAUAGAUUUAUUCUCAAAUUUGGUAACAUAUUGUGAACUUACGCGUGGUAUUUAAAAAGCUAUGACCUCCUAAACAUCACUGAGUUUACUAUUUGAUAUAUUUCAGACUGGGAUGAGGAGGUCAUGGCUCUGAAGCUGAUCCAAAGAUUUCCGGUGCCCGGGCAGUUCGGGAUCCAGCGUUACCCUGCUCUUGGACUCCGUCCCACCAGGCUCCUGUGCCCAAGCAGGUUAGAUCAGCCAGUGUGUGUAGCCUGCUUAUGUACCACAGCUGGCGGCUGCAUCAGGACACAGGGCUGCAGGAAGCUCCAGCAGGAGUUAGGGAAGAGGACCCUGACCACUACCAUCAUCAGGGAGCCGACCUUUGUGGCUUCCAGCUCUGUUAAACUCCAUAGAGACUCAGGGCCUCGGUUCCGCCUGACCCAGCUGCACAGACCCACAGAUGAAGAGGAGAAGUCUUUCCAGAAGCGAGUAGACGCCUGCUCCUCAUCCCGUCAGGUGUUCUCUCUGCUGCGCUCCGUGGCGAUCAUGUCUGACACCAUGGCUGCAUCUGCGCUGCACCGCGUCGCAGACCUGGAGCAGGCGGAAAACUCUCUGAAGGAUCCAUCUGUGCUGGAGAAUGACACCAUCAGAGCUCUGUGCCUCCAGCUGGAGGAGGACUCACGGCGGUUGACAGAUGCAGGGGUGGUGUCUUCUCUCUUGGCUUGCACACGCCUCUUCUUGGAUCCAUGGAGCACGCUGAUGGUACGGCUGGUGUCAGAGAGCCAGGAGAGGUUAGACCGAAGGGAAAUGAGUGUGGGUCUGCUGUGUACCCUGGGUCAGGCUAUGCUGGCUAUAGAGGGUCCCGGCUGUGUGAUGCUGGGACAGGUGAUGAAGCAAAUCCAGAAGAAGAAACCAUCCAAAUGGAGCUUAGCAGAGCUUGUUGCUGUUUAUAGAUUUCUGCAGGGUGGUGUAGUAAUAGAUGGAAAAUGCAGAAACCUGUUAAACGCCAUGCACACACAUGCUGCGACUGUCAUCGCCAGUAUGGGUCCAAGUGCUGUCAGCCAGAUCCUCAACGCUCUUGUGGUCCUGAAUCAAACGCAAGCCAUGCCUCUUGUGAUCAGUCUGUGCAAGCAGGCUGUUCGGCACGUGCCUCACUUCACUGACGAGGAGCUCACUGCUGUUCUCGGCGCCCUCAUGCACUUCGGUCACAGCGAUCACUUCUUUGUGGAAGCGAUGGAGAGGUAUGUACCCACGAUGGUCUUCACCUCCCACCCAGAGACGGUAACCAAGGUGAGCCAGUUCUUCAGCCGGAGGAACAUCCUCUCCCCCACUGUGUUGGACCCCAUAGCAGAGAGUUUCAUUUACCGCGCCGACGACUACAGCACCAGCCAAGUGGCGAGGCAGAUUAUGGCUUUUGGAAAGCUUGGAUACGUACCUCCUAAUGCAGACAACCUGUUUAGGAAAGUGGAGAACAUCCUGCACUCCCGCUUUUCACACUUCCAGCCUCGAACGCUGCUCAAUUUACUGCACUCCUGCACCUUGGUGGAGAGGUUCCCUGUGAACUAUAUGGACAAAGUUUUCAGCAACUUUUUCCUCCAGCAACUGCAAGGUAAAACUUCCUACACUACAUUUCCAAAGUCCUCACAAGAAAAACCUUAAGAGUAUAGAGUCAUUUCUUGUCUUCAUUGACAGAUCAGGGCACAGGAAUGGAUCACUACAUCCUGGCACAGCUGACCCAGAUGUACAUGACAAUUAAGCUGGAGUGCCCUUUCUAUAAGGUAAAAUAUCCCCUGAUGUAUGAGGUCAGGACAACACAAAAAACCAAGGCAUUUUAUGAAGACUGUGGCACAAGAGAGUACACCUUCUCUCACCUGAAGAGGAAGGUUUCUCCUGGUUGUGUUAGCCAUACCUUUUGGUGGUACUUUUUCUAAGAAGAGAUGGUGAAUAAUAGUGUUAGCUGGAAUCAAGGUUAUAAUUCAUCAUCUUCUCAUACAAGGCUCGACAGUGCGUCUGUUUUACUCGCAUUUGCGGCUGGAAAUAGAUGUCUGCGAAUUGUAAAAUAUAUUUAGGGGCACAUGUGCGCAUAUAAAAAAAAACAGUUUUUCAUGUAAAUACCGCAGCAAAGUUAGUUUUAGGUUGGAUAUUUGACAGACAUUCACUGUGGAUCUACCAGUGUCUUCUCACUCUCCAUAACCAGGAAUAGCAACAGCAGUGUGGUUGAAUCUACUCGGCACCCUCGCUGUCAACGUUGGGUGUUGAAUAAGGGACCGUCAAUUAAUUACCGGUGUGGCGAUUAAAGAAAGUUGAACUUGAACUUGAACUUGAACUUACCGGUUGAUGUUUUUAAAAAAAAAGAAGAAAAAAAAGGCUGUUUUCCUUCAGUAGCUUACAUGUCAUAUGACCAAUUGACCUAAAAUUGAUUUCAAAUAAUAGUACUUAUGUCGACCAAUAAGAAAUACCUCUAUAUUUCCCUAAUUUGUCCUCUUCCUUUUUUUUGGGUUAAAUUUAACGGUAAAUUUUGAACAUUUUCUUCAAUAGCUUCCAUGUCAUGUCCAUGACCAAUUGACCUAAAAAUGAUUUCAAAUAAUAGAACUUAUAUAAAGGUCCUUCACACCGGGACCGUUUUUGUCGUGCGAUUAUUUCGGACGUCAGUAUAUUUUUUCGAACCCAUAUCCUGUCAAAAAAAUCGCAUCGGGCUUGAUGUGUAUAGUCAGGUGCGUCAAAAUUCGCCUCUGAAUAUUUCGUAAUUUGCGUUCUAUAUUUUCGUCAGCCCCGGUGUGUAAGUGCCUUUAGACACACAUUAUUUGAUCAAUUUUCAUUGUGCCCCUAAAGUUAUUCAUGUGUUCUGACUUCUUCAGCUUAGGAGAACAAAGUUAGUGUCAAGCCCUGUCAUACCACAUCAACAAAAACAAACCAGAGUUGUUGAUGUCAUUUCCACAUCUUUAACAGAUGAAAUGUGUUUGCCCUCUCCUCAGGGUCCCAAACUACACCCAAAACACCGCAUCAAGUCUUUCCUCCUGAUGGGACGCUCUAUUGAGUCACCACUGGAUAUGCUGCUGUACAACGUCGUCAAAGUUGGACUGGUGGAUUUGCUUGGGUCACGCUCUUACUUUGCGUCUAGAGUGCUGACGCCGUAUUGCUACACAAUCGGUAAUUUGAACAAAGCAGCGUUACAUCUCCACAAACACGCCGUCCUCAGCUGUGUUUUCUAAAGGCUGCCCAUAAAGGGUUUAAUCUUUACUUUCUCAUGCAGAUGUGGAGAUGAAACUUGAUGAAAAGGGAUAUGUGCUGCCUGCCAGUCGGCAUGCCGAUGUUCACAAAAGGUAAACAGGUUCAUGUUUGGCACAGCGUCAUCAUUUAUGUUCCUUAAAAAUAGAUGAGGUUUAAACUCACUGUGCUGCGCUGUGCGUUACAGGAUAGCUCUUUGUAUUGACGGAGAAAAGAGGUUCACGACAAACCAGAGGCAGCUGCUCGGAAAGGAGGCCAUCAAGCAGCGACACCUGAGGUGUCUGGGAUAUGAAGUUGUUCAGGUACGACCUCACCUUCAGUUUUAGCUCUUCAGAAUCAGCUCUUGAUAAAAAUCCAUCUUUUGUUUUUAUGAAAUGACUGAAUAUGUUGUCUUUUUUCUCUAGAUUCCCUUCUAUGAAUUUGAAGAACUGCGAAGCAAAUCCGACAUUGUGAACUAUCUUCAUCAGAAAAUCUUCCCUCAUACAUACAGACUAAGCUGGUGAAAAGGAUGCUGGGAAGCUGCUGUCUUUGCUUCUGUUACGCCUUUUUAUUUUUCAGAGAAAUCUGUAUUUAUUUUUCUAGCAACAGGAAUUACUAAAUGAAUGAAGUUAUUGAUUAAGCACUUUCACCUGUUAAACUUAACAAUAAACUUUUUUUUUUUACUUAAACCCACUCUGAUGAAAAUCAUGUUUUUCUUGUUUUUUUUAAAUGUUCACAUUGCAUUUUUUCUGAUGGUACAGGACGUAUCAUUAAAAAAAUAAGUGUGAAA
Messenger RNA from Xyrichtys novacula (pearly razorfish), 4291 nucleotides. The record is from the annotation of a GenBank genome assembly. NCBI's taxonomy places the organism in Eukaryota, Metazoa, Chordata, Actinopteri, Labriformes, Labridae.